AUGGCUUCCGGACUAGAAAAUUAUGUGAACCAAACAGUGUCAGUGAUAACUUCUGACGGUCGAAACUUUAUUGGAACUUUAAAAGGAUUUGACCAAACUAUUAAUAUAAUAUUGGAUGAAUCGCACGAAAGAGUGUUUUCUUCAUCGUCUGGUGUGGCGCAGGUAGUGCUCGGACUUCAUAUAAUACGCGGUGACAAUGUAGCAAUCGUUGGUCAAAUAGACGAAUCUAUAGACAGCAGAUUAGACCUUGGAAAUAUCAAAGCAGAACCGUUGGGAUCUAUUGUUCACUAA
This is a messenger RNA of Spodoptera littoralis (African cotton leafworm), 291 nucleotides long. The record is from the annotation of a GenBank genome assembly. Lineage: Eukaryota; Metazoa; Arthropoda; Insecta; Lepidoptera; Noctuidae.